GAGUAAGGCGAGGCCGCUUGGCAGCCUGAAGCGAGGGCCGUGACAGUGUGCGCCUGCGCGGGGCGCCAUUGCUUUCCCCGGCUCGCCGACCCCAGGCGCUGGGCCUUUGUCUGAUCCGCUUGGCUUGCGAGGCUGCUGCGGCCGCCGUGUCCUUCUCGUCCGGGCUGCCACCUCCUUGAGAGUCCGAUCUGACGGUGGGGCUUUGUCCCCCUCCCAUUUUCCGUCAUGCGAAUUCCUCUUGGUCGGCAUCGUGGCUCGGCGCCCCGGCGUACUGGAGCGUCGGCGAAGGGCUGGAACCAGCGCGGGCUCCGGGGCACUGGCUGCCGAGUGGCAGAAUUCCUCUGAUACUCCUCGGAGGACAGGCGACCCCCGAGGAGCUGGAGGGGUUUCGAAAACCCCGGGCCUUCUUGCUCCGUACGGUUACAAGGGGAGCCGUAAAUGAGCACUUCUAACGUUCAGUGUAUCUUUGCCUGCCUACAUCAAUCUGCAAGGGAGUUGCAGAAAAGCCUCAUGUUCAUCGAGCCGUGAGUCACAACCAAUUUCUAAGCUGUUAUAACAAAAAAGUGUUUGCUUUUUUUCCACAAGUAACUUUUAAAGUGUAGUUUAGAAAGAAAACAUUUUCAGUAAAAAGACACUACAUUAAUCCUGGAUGCUUGCAGAUCCUGAAAUAUAUUCCUCCUUGACUAUUACACCUCACUGUGUCCUAUACACAGAUUAGCCUUAAAAUUUGUCACAUACCACUUUGCCUUUACUUUUAUGUAUCAUUCCCCCUGACUUCCUUACUGCAGGUGUGGGCAAGAAAACUUUUCCUUUAAAACUUUUCAACAGCGGGCAUAAAAUUCUGCAGCUGAGUUCCUCAAGAAUGCAGAUGGGUACAGUAUGUGUUGGCGUUCACAGUGUGUAUUGACUAACCUGAUUCCUUUUUGCUUUCUUUGGUAUUGUCUUGUUAAAAGUGACUCCCAGGUGCCAACUUUCCUUUUAAGGGUGGGAAUGAAAGGGGAAUAAGAAGAAAACGUCUACAGAGAUUUAACAGUCAAUGAUAGAGCUUGAAAGCUUUCUUCUUCCUCUUGUAGUUUUUGGCAAAACACUGCCUAUUAAUUUGACUACAAUAAAAAGAAUAAAUAGCUUCGGUUGGUGGAAAUUACCAGCUCAAAGUCCUACGUGAUAGAUUCAUGGCACUCUGAUUACAUGGGUCUUAGUGUCUCAUUGCCCACAUGUAUAUUUGGGCAGAUACCUUUUGGUACUCACUCUUACUUCUGACUCCUUGACAUAAUGAUGGAGUUAGAUGUGAUUAAGUGUGCAUCUUAGCUUAAAAAUGUAUUCCAUUUUCUAUUGUAAAUAUCUUUAGGUCAGUUUCUUAGUGUAUAUGGUGGGGAGAAUACAGAAAUGCUAGUCUGCCAAUCAUCCAGGUGUGUUGUUGUGCCAGAUAACCUUGUGUAGUUAAUGAGAUAAUACGUUAUUUAAAAGCACAAAUGAAUUUCAGGAGAUGAAACCAGACAGAGGGUCAAGUUUACAGAUGACCGAGUCUGCAAGAGUCACCUUCUGGAUUGCUGCCCCCAUGACAUCCUGGCUGGGACGCGCAUGGAUUUAGGAGAAUGUACCAAAAUCCACGACUUGGCCCUCCGAGCAGAUUAUGAAAUUGCAAGUAAAGAAAGAGACCUGUUUUUUGAAUUAGAUGCGAUGGAUCACUUAGAGUCCUUCAUUGCAGAGUGUGAUCGGAGAACUGAACUUGCCAAGAAGCGGCUGGCAGAAACACAGGAGGAGAUCAGUGCAGAAGUUUCUGCAAAGGCAGAAAAGGUACAUGAGUUGAAUGAAGAAAUAGGAAAACUUCUUGCUAAAGCAGAGCAGCUAGGAGCUGAAGGAAAUGUGGAUGAGUCCCAGAAGAUCCUUAUGGAAGUGGAGAAAGUUCGUGCAAAGAAAAAAGAAGCAGAGGAGGAAUAUAGAAAUUCCAUGCCUGCAUCCAGUUUUCAACAGCAGAAGCUCCGAGUCUGUGAGGUUUGUUCAGCUUACCUUGGUCUCCAUGACAAUGAUCGUCGUCUUGCAGAUCACUUCGGGGGCAAGUUACACUUGGGGUUCAUUCAGAUCCGAGAGAAGCUUGAUCAGUUGAGGAAAACUGUGGCUGAAAAGCAGGAGAAGAGAAAUCAGGAUCGCUUGAGGAGAAGAGAGGAGAGAGAGCGAGAGGAACGGCUGAGCAGGAGGUCUGGAUCAAGAACCCGAGAUCGCAGGAGGUCACGAUCCCGGGAUCGUCGACGGAGGCGAUCUAGAUCUACCUCCCGAGAGCGUCGAAAGUUUUCCCGUUCCAGGUCCCGAGAUAGACACCGGCGACAUCGCAGUCGUUCUCGGAGCCAUAGCCGGGGUCACCGCCGGGCUUCCAGGGACCGGAGUGCAAAAUACAAGUUCUCCAGGGAGCGCUCAUUGAGAGAGGAAUCCUGGGAGUACGGGCGGAGUGAGCGAGGGCCCACUGACUGGAGGCUGGAGAGCUCCAAUGGCAAGACUGCAUCGAGAAGGUCGGAGGAGAAGGAGGCUGGCGAGAUCUGACCCUGACUCUGGCAUUGUAAAUAGUCUGACAAAUGUUCAGCACAGCCUAAAUCACCCUUUGUAUUUGCCGGAUACAACUCAUCUUUUGUAGUUAAAACUUCUGUUGUUUGGCCCUAGCUGUGAGUUUCUAGAGUUGUUCAGAGCUGCUCCUGUGUUUGGGGUUAUGUUAUAUAGGAACAAAUAAAUUUGGCGGCUGCCUCCUGACAGCUGUGUUGGGGUGUCUGCUGGCCUCUACUCUAGAGGCACUUCACUAGGACCCUGCACCUGUGGAAAUAAAGGCUGGUGCUGCCAUUAUCUUAGGAAACUGACCAAAUGUCUGACCACUUAAACUUUUGGCAUCCUGUGUGCCGGGAUACUCCCAACACACUUACCUAAGCCAGAUUUCUCUGCCUUGCUCACACUCUGCAUUUCAAUGCAGACCAUAGAGCAGGCUGAGUGGGAGGGGACAGCCAUAUUACACACUCAUUUCCUUAGGGAGAGCUAUAUUAUUGAAACCUUAGCUCAGGUGAGCUACAUUGCAGUUCCACUUUGUUACUUAGGUGGAAUAAAGACAUACAUGGCCCCUACCUGCCAAUCAGGAGGUCCUUGGGAAAAGCUCACAGCUUAGGUCAGAUCUCUUGGGUGGUUUACACUCGGGGCAGGCUUAUAUGUUGAUGCUCACAGAGGACUAAUGCCUUAAGACCAAAAUGAAGCCCAAUUAGAAAGGAUAAUAGAAUAGGAGCUUCUUCACUUACCUGAGGGGUUUAGAGUUUUUUUCAGAGGGAACUUUAAUUGAUUGUGUUAAAUAAUAAAAGCCCCCUUCUGUGUGCCAUGCCUAUAAAAGUUUAGGUGCUGUCUUGAGCUGUUAGUUUGAUGGUCACACAUAGGAUCUUGAGGUCUUGUAGUGUGGGUCCUGGUGCUGCCCUAGGCUCCUUUUUACAGAAGAUGUGUUUGGGUACCUGCUGUGCUGGUGUGUGAAAUAGGCUUUCCAUAGCCAGCUGUAUCCGUAUGAAAGGGUUAGGGUGGAAUAUCCCUGAAGGACCACUGGGAUUACGUGCUUGUGCCCGGGUGCCAUGUGUAGGUUUCAUCUCUAGCCCCUUGGCCUCCAGUUGAGAUUCAAUUUAGCUCUGCUCUGCUGUCUUCCUGAAAUAAAAGCCUGUACCUGGUCCCAGGAGAACAUUUUGACUAGCUGUGUACUCAUACUAGGAACAUUUUGCUUCCUGGACUCUUUGGGGACAUAACUGGACAGUCCUCAGAGCCAGCAUCAGCGUGUCUGGUUUGUAUCAUUUUCUAUCUAGAUAUAAAUUUCUAUGGAGAAACAGCUGUUUUGUUUUAUCAUGGUGUAAAGUUACUGGAAAUAUUUCUGUGCUGUGGCCUGUAGUACCCUCGGAGGAUAAUUCUUGGACACAUGUGGCAUACUGUAGCUAUAGGGCUACAGUAGGCAGACCCUUUGUUUAGGUAUCGUCCUUUGGGUGGUCAGGAUCCCUAGAGUUGCAGAAAGGCCACUUGCCUCAGUCUUUUGUGAAGGAUGUUCUCCCCAAGUAGCUGGCACUAAUGAUUGUGGCAACACAUCUGGAUGCUUUGUUUUAUUGUCUUUUUGGUUUUUCUAGACAGGUUUUCUAUGUGUAACCCUGGAUGACCUGGAACUCACUCUAUAGAGUUGGCCUCGAACUCAGAGAUCUGCUUACCUCUGUUUUCUUAAUUUGGGUUUUCAUGGAGAAAGGGAGCUAGAAGAACAGAUAUCCAGAGAUUUGUUGUAUCUGUAGGGAGUGGCUCAGGCUAUUAUGCAAGAAGUUAUGGGAUCUACCAUCUGCAACCUGUGGGCCCACGACAGCUACUUCUUAGGUUCCAGUCCCAAGAAUUGGGAGAGCCAGUAGUUUUCAUCCUGGGCCUUUUGUGAGGUGAAAUAACCAGUACCACCCACAGGCCAGGGCCCAGGAGCCGGUGGACGUCCAGCUCAGGAAGAGCAGAUAUGCCCUUCCUAGACCCUGUUCUUUCUGGGCCCUUGGUGCAUAGGUGACACCAGUACAUUGGGCAGGGCAGUCCUAACUCUGACUGGUGAUUCUAAUACUUCCCAAAUCCAUGCUGUGUUUUCCCUGUGUCAUAUAGUGUGUGUCAUGCAUGUGCUCUGGGAGAUGACUACAGGCUCUUCUGCUUGCUCAUCCAGAAUGAGUUUGCCUUACAUUGAAUAAGAGCUGAAGGACUAUGGAUAUGCAGGACAUACUCCUCUGUCUGGGGCAUAGUAAUUGGGAAGCAGGUUAAAAUCAGGUUUCUGCAGUGACCAAUGAGAAAGCAUUACCUUCUCUUUUAAAUCAGAUGAAAACAGGAUUUGGUAGCCCCUGGUCCCCUUGUCUACAUGAUCAGCUCUAGGCCUGGGGACCUAAUUCCUAUCCUAGGUCUAGAAUCUGGCAACAUUAGGCUUUUACCACAAGCCUUCCUGAUAAAUUAGAAGUGAUUUUUGUCUUGUUUCUUGUAGGUCACACUUGUGCCAAUAGAUGGCACUGUAUUAGUUUUGGAGACUGUUUUAGAUGUUCUGGGCACCUAAGCUAUCCACCAACACCCACAGCCCUGUACCCCAUCUUGCUACAGGGAAGGGUAGCCUAUCAGUGUAUUAGGCCCAGCCCAUAAUGGAUCUGAAAAAAGUAAGGAGGAUGAACAUGAAGCAUCCUUAGAGAGUGUUUGACCAAGAUUACUCCUGCAGUUAGAGGGCUUACUGUUAUUUUCUGAGGAGUAAAAGAUGCAGUUAUUUGCCCAGAUUGGCCAAUUUCAGCCUCAAUAUUUGUGACUGAUAACCCUAGGCCUGCCAGUUUAUAGGCCUCUUGAAUCUCUUAAUGUUUCAUGAUCAUUUUAACAGGCAAAAGUCUGGACUUUCAUCAUAUUAACUUGGGAAUCUUUGACUCUUGGACCUUAACCCAUGCAGUGAGAGGGUAGGCCUUUAGUACUCAGAAGUCAUGAGAGAUGUAGGAUGUGCCCCUUGGAGGACCCAUCUCCAGCUCAGCAAUGCUUGGAAAUCAGUACCUAAGUAUUGUGGCUCACUCAUGUGUCAUUGUCAAGGCCUGCUUGGUGGGUCAGAAGUAGUCAGAGUAGGGCCAGGCAGUCUUGACAAUGGUCCAGGGAGUUCUGGGAUGGGUUGCUUACUAUAAUGAGGGCCCCUCUGGCAACAGCAUGGUCAAUCUGAGAGCCACCUGACUUUGGGCUUUCAUCUGCAGUCUGGUCCUGUGAUGUAUGAGCUCUGGUUUCCAGAGUUAGCUGUGACCUGGGAACCGUUAGUUUCCAUGGGCUCCCAAACCUUAGAUUUUUUUCCUACCUGGCAUGAAUUAUUAGAAUACACUGAAUUUUAGUGUGUGUUUUAUCUUUGUCAGUAUCUUCUGCCUCCUGAGUUAGCUUACUGCUAAAAUGAAAGUAAUUACUUCUCAGAUAAUUAAAUGGACAGCUGUUAGGUGUCUGACUCCUAGCACAAGUUCCUUUCAGAGCAGUGAUAUUUAUGGAAUGCUUGUGAUGUAUUCCAGUGAUGAUAGCAAAUGCAGCAAAUCGUCAUAUAACAAACCCAUUACAGCCAUUUCUGAUGUGUAUAAGUCAGUGAUGUUUGUGUAGCCACAGUUGUGCAGUCAUCGCUGUUAGCAAGUUGCAGGAUAUUUUCAUUCAGACAGAAACACCAGCCCACUAGCCAGAAUUGCCCAGCUCCUUCCUGAAGCCCCUGGCAACCAGGAACAUGUUUCCUAUCCCUAGAGUUUGCUCAUUUGGAUAUUUCACAAACACAGACUCUUGCGCGCUGUAUGGCCUUUGGUGUGUUGGCUUCUACUCAAGGUGUCUGCAAAACUCAGCGGCAUGAUGUAAUCUGAUUAUUUUUAGUCUUGAGUGUGAGCUGCUUGUUAUUUGCUCACUCCAAUGGUUAAUCUGAUCAACUCAAUGGGUUUUAGAAUCAUCAUGAAACACACCCCUAAGUGUGUCUGUGAAGGUGUUUCCAGAGGUUUCAGUGAGAAGACCCACCUAUUGUAGGCUGCACCAUCCUAUAAUCCUGGGUCCUAGACUGAAUAAAAAGGAGGAAAAGAGCUGAGCACCAGCUAUCAUCUCUGCUUCCUGACUGCAGAUGCAGUGAAACCAGCUGCCUUAAGAUCCUGCAACCGUGACUUCCCCACCACAAGGACUGUACCCUUAUACUGUGAACCAAAAUAAAACUCCUUCCCUCA
Messenger RNA from Mesocricetus auratus (golden hamster), 6707 nucleotides. It is a transcript of the gene Luc7l, whose product is annotated as LUC7 like. Gene Ontology annotation, cellular component: U1 snRNP; U2-type prespliceosome. The record is from RefSeq and is a predicted model, not a curated record. Bases 1582 to 2538 code for a protein of 318 amino acids. NCBI's taxonomy places the organism in Eukaryota, Metazoa, Chordata, Mammalia, Rodentia, Cricetidae. The transcript is spliced from 10 exons. Gene Ontology annotation, biological process: mRNA splice site recognition. Gene Ontology annotation, molecular function: mRNA binding.